AUGCAAUGGAUUGAGCGGCCAAGCGUUGAUGGAUGCCGACUGCUCAUUCUUGAUAGUCUUAAAGUUCAUAGAAUGGCUUCGGUGGGAGCGGCACUGCGUAAAUGCUGUACGCAGGUGCAGUUUGUGCCUGUAAUGGGCUCACUGUGUGCCCACUACUUCGGCUUACACGUUAGCGCACGUGUAUGA
Messenger RNA from Phytophthora nicotianae INRA-310, 186 nucleotides. RefSeq lists its product as hypothetical. Bases 1 to 186 code for a protein of 61 amino acids. NCBI's taxonomy places the organism in Eukaryota, Oomycota, Peronosporomycetes, Peronosporales, Peronosporaceae. The record is from RefSeq and is a predicted model, not a curated record. The transcript has 2 exons.